Messenger RNA from Trifolium pratense (red clover), 1121 nucleotides. RefSeq lists its product as uncharacterized. The transcript has 3 exons. NCBI's taxonomy places the organism in Eukaryota, Viridiplantae, Streptophyta, Magnoliopsida, Fabales, Fabaceae. Bases 78 to 776 code for a protein of 232 amino acids. The record is from RefSeq and is a predicted model, not a curated record.
AAAUAAAAAAUAAAAUAAAAAACUCAAAAUUGUGUUUUGAAACUUGGGUUCUUGCGUGACCACGUCAGUCUCGGUGGAUGCUUCUCUUCUCUACUACAAACUUUCUUUCAUCCUUUUCAAAAUGGUGUUUCAAUGAAUUAAUCAAUCAAACUUCGCGGCAAACAAGAUUAAUAACAACAACAACAACAAUGGGUCAGGCAUUUCGUCGAGCAUCUGGAAGAAUACGAGCAGCAUCUGAAACUGACACGUCAUCAUUCUCCAAACCCAAGAUCGCCGUCGACCACCGACCUCCGUCCAAGGUUGCCACCGAUAAGCCGGUUGAGACCUCAAAAGCCGCCAAACUAGAAUCAUUCAACGACGAUGAUCGUCCUAAAGCUAAUUUGGACAACAUCCUGGAAGAAAGAGAUCCCAAAUUUGAUGCUAUGCUUGGUCAAAUGCUUGGUAGGAUUACAUCAAAGCCUGGGGGAAAACUUGAAAUGGGGGAGGCAUCUCUGGUUGAGAAGUAUAAUAGGCCCAUGCCAAAGUUGCGAAAUACAAAACCAAAUUCUGCUCAAUAUGAGGAAAGGCCAGUUGCAGCAGGCACUUUGAAUGUAGCUCAGGUGCGCCAUAUCAUCCUCUUGCAUGAAGGCAAGGCUGAUGAUCACAAUGGCCCUAUGGAUGUACACCAGAUUGCAGAAAGAUUCCGGGUUGAUGUUGGUCAGAUUCAGAAAAUCUUGCAAUUCCUGUCUCAUCCUCCAGAAGGAAGAAGUGAAGAUAAGAACAAAACGCCGAGAUAAACAGAUUUACCAGCAUUGCUAAUUGCUUCCUAUCUGACUAAAGGAUGUUCUAAAUAGAUUUAAAGUGUGCACUAAGUUUUGCCCAUUGAAAAGUAUACUUAGAUAUCUUCAACAGAAAAGUGAAUGCCAAAUACUAGCCUCAGGUCUUUAUUGAGCUGUAAUCACUGUAUUAAGUGCUAGUGAGGCCAAGAACUUGGUUUUUUCAAGACUUUUGUAAUAUCAAAAAUUAAAUUUGUCUUAUGAUGGAAAUUAACUUGAGAAGGAGUUGUAAUAAUAAGGGUUUGUAACCCAACGGUUGAGAUUGUGUUCAUUUUUCUGUGUUUCACAUCAAUCUGCUUUAUUCAA